Seriola dumerili (greater amberjack) is the source of this 4461-nucleotide messenger RNA. It is a transcript of the gene map3k3, whose product is annotated as mitogen-activated protein kinase kinase kinase 3. The transcript has 17 exons. NCBI's taxonomy places the organism in Eukaryota, Metazoa, Chordata, Actinopteri, Carangiformes, Carangidae. Bases 1416 to 3269 code for a protein of 617 amino acids. Gene Ontology annotation, biological process: protein phosphorylation. Gene Ontology annotation, molecular function: protein kinase activity; protein binding; ATP binding. The record is from RefSeq and is a predicted model, not a curated record.
CACGGCGCUAAUUUGGAUAGUUUAGUAAUCAGAAAUCCCCCUGGGAAUAAAUCCAUGUCCUUACGUACGUUUGGACGACGGAGAGUCAAGCAUUUGGAAAACAUGGAUACAACCUUGGAGUACAGUUUUCAUGACUUGUUGGAAGCAUAAAAGCGGGUUCCGGUGGCGAUAUUUUUCUGUCAGGAAGUUUGACGUAUUCGGUUAAAGAUUAUUUCUUGCUUUGUUUUGGUUGGUGAAAGUUGUGGACUGUGGUUGGUUAUAGACUUCGUGCGACAACUCUGUGACUGCGACGCUGAUAAAAGACUGUGUUCUCUUGACAUAAAAGUUUGGUUUUCAUGUGAAUGCUCCAGGAACCUUAGUUUAAGAGUCCGACGCUGUGCGAAGUCUAAACAUCGUUGGAGUUUAUCCAACUUCGCGUCACAUAACGAAUCAACUUUCUUUGUGUAACAAACCUACAUAGGUAGUGAUUAUUUUCUGCCAAUGUCAUUUUGGUCGUCUUUUGCUGCAAGUCUGAAGUCUGAAUUAUGUCGCUCUCUGAAUCAAAUUCCUCUGUACUUUUGUUAUAGGUCAGACAUAGGCCUUUCGUAUAUGAUUAUGUUUAGAUCCGAACUCAUGUUGCAAUGCGAUGCAGUUAUAUCCAGUGCAAUUAUAAAAGUAAAGAUCUUUCCAGUCUAGAAUAUUUUGGUCUCAAACCUGGCAACACAGAGGGAAAAUCUGCAAACUUAGCAGGAAGAGAGGCCAUCAAAAUCACGGAAAUCGUACGGUCUUUUCCUCUGGCGACCUGUUACUCACAAAUGGAUUUCAUACAAGCCAUACGGUUAUUGUUACACCUUGUUUGGUAGUUUUCUGGCCACAUUUAACACUGUUAUUGGAUACAUCUCUGUGUCCCACGAGCCUGAAGCGCUGACGUCUAACGUGACUUCUGAAAAUGUUUUGGAAAUUUGAGUUUUCCAAAGACCCGAGGCUGCAGCGGAGCAGAAGUUUGUCUUUGUGCCACAGCUGGAGCGGUCUGAUGUAGGCUUUUCCAUCGGAACAUUUUCUGUGCAGAACUCACAGCUGUUUGAUGUGACCCUGUUUGUUUUCACAACCUGGAAGUAUCCGUUUGUGUGUUUGCUCCAACUUUCCGUUGAAGAAGACGAGUCCCCGUUACCUGGGGGGGUCAGCCCCGCCAUGGUGCCCUCAAACACACACACACUCACCGGUGUGUCGGUCUGACUGAGGACACCGAUGGGCAUGAGCAACGGGUGGACCGACUGCGUCAUCUCUGCCGCGAGACACCGGUGACCGGAGUCGGCUCCCUGCGGGAUAAGCCUGGUCCUGUCCUUACCGAGGUCGUCAAGGCGACAGGCCGUGGCACAGCAGACACGAGUUUUCUGAAGACUGGCUUUGUAGACCACGUACGCAACGUCGCCACAAUGAAUGAGAGACAGGCUCUCCACUCCAUAAUGAAGGACCUGGUUGCCCUUCAGAUGACGCGGCGCCAGCCUGUGUUGUCAUAUGACAACAGCAAACCCAAGACACCGGCUCAGACCAACAGACAGGACGAUGUCAGGAUAAAGUUUGAGUUCUCGGGAGAGAGAAGGAUCCUGAUGUUCGGGCGGCCUGUGCAGUUUGAGGAAAUCCAGCAGAAAGUUAAGACUGUCUUUGGGCAGCAGUUAGACCUGCAUUAUAUGAACAACGAGUUGUCCAUCCCUCUGCGAGGUCAGGACGACCUGGACAAGGCGAUCGACCUGCUGGACCGAAGCUCCAACAUGAAGAGUAUCAGGAUCCUGCUCCUCACUCAGGAGCACAGCAAUGCCUCCUCCCCCUCCCACCAUGCGCCGUGUAAACAGGUGAGGAUCAAGUCCUCCCAGUCCACCGGAGACGUCAGCACGGUGUACCAAGCCGCUGAGCCCAGAGGGCGCCACCUAUCAACCGGUUCUCAGAACACGGGGCGUAGCUCACCGCCUCCUGGCUAUGUGCCUGAGCGCCAGCAGAGGAUCGCCCGCCAAGGCUCUUACACCAGCAUAAACAGUGAGGGGGAGUUCAUCCCUGAGACCAGCGAUCAGUGUGUGCUGGAUCCCUGGAGCAGUGCAGAGAACUCAGUCUCUGGAAGUUGUCAGUCUCUGGACAGCAACUCAGACAGCCCCUCGCUGAGGAAGUCUCGCAUGCACAGAGCCAAAAGUUACCCUGAUAACCGUCAGGAGUGCUCAGACAGGGAGAAUCAUGUGUAUGACAGGGUAGCGGGAAAGGGAGGCACCUAUCCUCGUAGGUACCAUGUCUCCCUGCAUCAUAAGGACCACAGUGAAGGGCGUCGAACAUUUCCACGGAUCCGUCGCCCCCAGGGGAACCUGUUCACCCUCGUGCCUUCACGCCGGUCACUCAAUGGCAGCGAGGAGAGUCUGGGCAGCUGGCAGCUAGUCGACGCCCAGGGCAGGCUCCGCCCUCAGGAUCGCUCUGUUGCCCAUAAGUCUCCCAGCGCUCCAGUGACGUGGCGGCGCGGGAAGCUCCUGGGCCAGGGAGCGUUUGGACGGGUUUACCUGUGUUACGAUGUCGACACUGGGAGAGAGCUGGCUGCCAAGCAAGUCCACUUUGAUCCUGACAGUCCAGAGACCAGUAAGGAGGUCAGCGCUCUGGAGUGUGAAAUCCAGUUGCUGAAAAAUCUGCAUCACGAGCGCAUCGUUCAGUACUACGGCUGUCUGAGGGAUCACAAUGAGAAGACCCUCACUAUUUUCAUGGAAUACAUGCCGGGGGGAUCGGUCAAGGACCAGCUGAAGGCCUAUGGCGCCCUGACAGAAAAUGUGACCCGGAAGUACACGAGACAGAUCCUGGAGGGCAUGUCCUAUCUGCACAGCAACAUGAUCGUACACAGGGACAUCAAAGGUGCCAACAUCCUGCGGGAUUCAGCGGGCAACGUGAAGCUCGGAGAUUUCGGUGCCAGCAAGAGGCUUCAGACCAUCUGCAUGUCUGGCACCGGCAUCCGCUCAGUGACCGGCACCCCCUACUGGAUGAGCCCGGAGGUGAUCAGUGGAGAAGGCUACGGCAGGAAGGCUGAUGUCUGGAGCCUUGGUUGUACAGUGGUGGAGAUGCUGACAGAAAAGCCUCCCUGGGCUGAAUAUGAGGCCAUGGCAGCCAUAUUCAAGAUCGCCACCCAGCCCACAAACCCACUGUUACCCUCGCACACUUCUGACCAGGCACGGGACUUUAUCCGGUGCAUUUUUGUGGAGGCCAAACACAGGCCGAGUGCUGAGGAGCUGCUCAGACAUCCCUUCUCGCAGAUUCUGUGCUGAAACCUGCCUGGUUUCUGAACUUUAACCACAGAGCGGCACAGUAGCCUCAGCAGUAUCUGUAGCUUCCACAACAGAAGACCAGACGUCGAACUGGCCUGGAUGUCAGUGUUAAACCCACUGACCUUCAGCCACCGUGCAGAUGCUUCAAGGGAAGAGUCCGAGUCCACUCACACAAAUCCAAAGAAGCGACAGUUUGACAGCUGCAGUCAACGCAGUGCUUUGAAGACCAAUGCUCAUACAGCAGUCACCACCAGGGGGAAACAAAACACAGGUUAAGUAUCUGGUGGGGUGUUCAUCUCUGUCAGAUACAAACACAUAGAUGCGCCGCACUCCAAAUGCAGCAUCAUUGAGUCAGAGCUCAUGCACCGGUUGUGUCUUUAUAAAGUAUCAACUCCUGUGUUUACAUUCACUUGUUGGGCAGUUUUGAGAAAUGCCAGGAAGCUCCAAGUGUUUGACUUUUAAAUAUUUAGCUGAGCAACAUUUUAAAGCUACAGCAGGCCUAAAGCUCAAGUUUGCUCAGUGGAUGUUGAACUCCACUGGUGCACUACAGUGUUAAUUGGACAAGUUGUUCUCUCUCUUUUUUUUCCAACUUUUGCAACUUGCAACUACUUCCUGUUUCUGUUCCUGCUUUGGAACAAAGAAAACUCCACCCUUAGAGUUGUAACUCUGUUAAAAGCUAUUUAAGCUACCUGAGAUGCACUUUGCAUCUCUGGCUGCAUGUGUGUGUAGUCUCAGUAAAACACAGAUGGAGUGAUAUCACGUGGAGUUACAUGUAGAGUAGCUACACUGGAGUUUAAUGGAAAAAUAAUGUUCAGCUAUAGAAAACUUCAGUAGUGAAUGAGCUGAGUCAUGUUUUGGUUUCAUCCCCUCAGAAGACAAAGGACAUUGUUUAGCAAUCCAAGCCAAAAACACAAACUUCUCCACUGUCAGUGGUCUCAAUAGACCAUAAUGCACUGCAGCUGCUAGCUCCAGUCUGUGGCUCUCAUGUGCAGUCUUACCAUUAAAGGUACAGAUCUAAGUAUUUGUUUCUUUGAAAGAUAAUUACAAAGCGAUCUUUGAAAAGCUCAGGUCGUGUUUGACAACACUUACCAGUGCUCUGAAGGUAUUUCAAGAAUUCUUCAAGAUUUUUUUUAACCAUCUGGAUGAAAAAAUAUUCUGUCUGGUGGAUGAUUAAAAAAAAAAUAAGAGAGGG